AUGACGGUUGAAGAAGCCAAUAAAACGGCCUCCAAUGCCGAGGGCCUUGACUCUAAGGUUGCCCCAAGAGUCUCAUCUGCAGAUUCUUCGUCUUCAUCGACGUAUGACGGUCCUCGAGCCAAGCAGACCGACGGUGCUUUCGAUACGACUGAGGACCCACGGUUCUACAAGCCCAUUCCUGAAUAUGAGGGUGCCCAUCGCUGGGACCCGGAGUUUGAGUGGACAGAGGCAGAAGAGACAGCUGUUGUGAGAAAGAUUGACUGGCGCAUUUGCACAUUUGCCUGUAUGACUUUCUUUGCACUCCAGCUAGACCGUGGAAAUGUCGUCCAGGCCACAUCAGACAAUAUGCUGGGCGAUCUUGGAAUGACCACAAAUGACUACAACACUGGCCAAACAAUCUUCUACCUAACAUUCCUCGUCGCUGAGCUGCCCUCCCAGCUCAUCUCGAAAUGGGUCGGCCCGGAUCGCUGGAUUCCCGUGCAAAUGAUAUGCUGGAGUCUCAUCGCCUCGUGCCAGGCAUUUAUCAAAAAUAAGAGCGGAUUCUUCGCGACCCGUGCUAUGCUCGGUCUUCUCGAGGGUGGCUUUAUUCCAGACACAAUUCUCUUCCUGUCAUUCUGGUACAAGUCUAAAGAGUUGCCUAUCAGGCUCAGCUUCUUCUGGAUGACAUACGAAGUAACCGCAAUUGUUAGCGCUUUCCUUGCUUUUGGCUUCCUCCACAUUCGCCAAUCUGAUGGUACCGGUGGCUGGCGAUACCUGUUUGCCCUGGAGGGUUUGAUUACCGGUUUGAUCGGUAUCGCCGCUGCAUUCUGGAUGCCUGCCUCGCCAACCCAGACCGCCGGCCGGUUCCGCGGCAAGGAUGGUUGGUUUACUGAACACGAAGAGAAAAUCAUGGUUAAUCGUGUGCUGCGCGAUGACCCUAGCAAGGGUUCCAUGCACAAUCGCCAGGCCGUUACUCCCAAGCUGCUCUGGCAGGCCCUCAAAGACUACGACAUGUGGCUUAUCUAUCUGCUUGGUCUGACUUGGAUGAUCCCCAACACACCUGCUACGUCAUACAUCAGUCUGGAAUUGAAGUCGCUCGGUUUCAGCACUUUCAACACGAACUUGCUCACUAUCCCGGCCUAUGUGAUCUUCAUCGUAAAUCUACUAUUGUGGACUUGGGUAUCAGAGCGGUUCAAUCAGCGACUUCUGCUUGGUGUUGGUGCUGAGCUUUGGGCUCUGAUCUUAUUGAUCGCGUUGGAGACUAUUUCUGAGGAUGCCAGUCCUUGGGUGCGUUGGGUCCUGCUAAUCAUGUUGAUUGGCAUGCCUUACGUGCACGCUAUUAUUGUUGCAAUUACAUCCCGCAAUGCAGGCUCUGUAAGGACGCGAACGGUUGCUACUGCUAUCUACAACAUGAUGGUGCAGGCCAGUAGCAUCAUUGGUGGCAACAUCUACCGCACCCAAGAUAAGCCGUAUUAUCACACGGGUAAUAAGGUUCUUAUUGCUCUUUCGGUGUGGAGUAUGGCGAUAUUCAUCAUUGCGAAGCUUUACUAUGUGAGGCGUAACAAACAAAAUGCCGCUAUCUGGGACAAAAUGUCUAGCGAAGAGCGAUCGCGAUACGUCGUUGAAAACAAAGAUCUUGGAAACAAGAGACUUGAUUUCCGAUUUUUGCACUAG
Messenger RNA from Penicillium expansum, 1653 nucleotides. RefSeq names its product putative transporter. Lineage: Eukaryota; Fungi; Ascomycota; Eurotiomycetes; Eurotiales; Aspergillaceae. Gene Ontology annotation, cellular component: membrane. Bases 1 to 1653 code for a protein of 550 amino acids. Gene Ontology annotation, molecular function: sulfate transmembrane transporter activity. Gene Ontology annotation, biological process: transmembrane transport. The transcript has 5 exons. The record is from RefSeq and is a predicted model, not a curated record.